GAGAAUUAUAUAAUUAUUGUAGAUAAUGGCGGCUACUGUCAACGCCACCGUGAAAGCGGUGGCUCUCAUCACCGGUGUCGGCAACGUACGCGGCUCUCUUCAGUUUGUGCAGGACCCUAAUGGAGUUACUCAUGUGGAUGGGAGGAUAACUGGACUCACUCCGGGACUUCAUGGUUUCCAUAUUCAUGCUCUUGGAGAUACCACCAAUGGGUGCAACUCAACUGGUCCUCAUUUCAAUCCGCUCAAGAAGGAGCAUGGGGCUCCCGAUGAUAAAGACCGCCACGCGGGUGACUUGGGUAACAUUGUUGCAGCCUCAGAUGGUGUUGCUGUGGUUUCAAUUAAGGACAAGCUGAUUCCUUUGAGCGGGCAUCAUUCAAUACUGGGGAGGGCUGUUGUUGUGCAUGCUGAUCCUGAUGAUCUUGGCAAAGGUGGACAUGAACUUAGUAAGACAACAGGGAAUGCUGGUGCCAGAGUUGGGUGUGGUAUCAUCGGGCUGCAGUCAUCCGUUUAAACCGACUAGCUGCAGAAGAAAGAUACUUGAAUCCAAAAUGCAUGGUGAAAGCCUGAAAGGGUGUAAUAUCCAAACAAUUUAACGUGUUCAUAAACAUCUCCGUUUGGUAAAGCUUAUAAGCUAUUAAAAUAAACUAGUUUAUAAGCUGGUGUUUGGUGAAAUUUGUAGCUAACGCUGGAUUAUAAGCUGUGUAAAAGUUUAUUAUGUUUAGUUUAAAAGAUAGAAUAAAACUAAACAAAAUUAUGAGAACUGUGUUUGUACUU
Messenger RNA from Tripterygium wilfordii, 774 nucleotides. RefSeq names its product superoxide dismutase [Cu-Zn] 2. Bases 26 to 511 code for a protein of 161 amino acids. NCBI's taxonomy places the organism in Eukaryota, Viridiplantae, Streptophyta, Magnoliopsida, Celastrales, Celastraceae. Gene Ontology annotation, biological process: removal of superoxide radicals. The record is from RefSeq and is a predicted model, not a curated record. The transcript is spliced from 7 exons. Gene Ontology annotation, molecular function: copper ion binding; superoxide dismutase activity.